CGGAAUAAAAUCAACCUUAAAAUUCUUUUUUCUCCUCCCCUCCCCGUACCCGGCCAGUGGUUCGGGAAUAUUUUUUUCGUGGAAGGGACCGUCUUCCUCAGCUGUGACCCUCUCAUCAGGUCUGGGAAGUGGUAACUGGAAAUUAGAACUCCUGGAGAAGUGUUACCACAGACCAUGUACAAGGCCCUAAUUUCCCUGACAUCCGUCCGCCAGCACCGCCCUUUCAGGUACAACUCCAAGAGACCCGCCAAACUUGGUGAAGUCACCCGCUUACAGGGCUCGCUCCCCACCUGAGCAAGGACUGCAAUUCCCAGGGGCCUCCAGGGCAUCCGGCCGCGACAUUCCAGUCGUGCAGGCGGCGCGCUCUUUCCCGCUCCGCUCAAGUACGGGAACCGGUUCCCGGGCUCCCAGCCUCUCGACAGCGCCCACGCGCCUGGGCCGAAGUCGGCGAGCGGAAGCCGGCGGCGCGGAGGCUUCUGGGAGAUGGAGGCCGAGGCUGCGACCUGCGCAGGCGCAAACCUGCAGCUGGGGGUGAGGGCUGGAAGUGGCGCGGUUCGCGGCAGCGACCCGAUGGAACCUCCUGGUCCUGUGAGGGGGCCCUUGCAAUAUUCCAGCUGGUAUGAGCCUUCUGCAGAGCUAGUUCAGACUAGAACGGCUGUAUCACUAACAGCAGCUGAAACUCUGGCCCUUCAGUGUACACGGGGACAAGAGAAGAUUAUGAUGAUGGAACCAAAGGAAGAGGAACAGUCUUGUGAGUAUGAGACCAGGCUACCUGGGAACCACUCUACCAGUCAAGAGAUCUUCCGCCAACGCUUCAGGCAUCUCCGCUACCAGGAGACUCCUGGUCCCCGGGAGGCCUUGAGCCAGCUACGGGUACUCUGCUGUGAGUGGCUAAGGCCAGAGAAACACACGAAGGAGCAGAUCCUGGAGUUCCUGGUGCUGGAACAAUUCUUGACCAUCCUGCCUGAGGAGCUCCAGUCGUGGGUGCGGGGACAUCACCCUAACAGUGGAGAGGAGGCUGUGACUGUGCUGGAGGAUUUAGAGAAAGGACUUGAACCAGAACCGCAGGUCCCAGGCCCUGCACAUGGACCUGCACAGGAAGAGCCAUGGGAGAAGAAGGAAUCUCUGGGAGCAGCCCAGGAAGCACUGAGCAUCCGGCUCCAGACUAAGGAGACCCAGCCUUUCCCAAAGAGUGGUGAGGAGCAGGAUUCUGUGGGGAGGGAGAGGAGAAAGAGGGACG
This is a messenger RNA of Chlorocebus sabaeus (green monkey), 1240 nucleotides long. The record is from RefSeq and is a predicted model, not a curated record. NCBI's taxonomy places the organism in Eukaryota, Metazoa, Chordata, Mammalia, Primates, Cercopithecidae.